UUGCCAAAAGUAUUAGGACGCCUGCCUUUACACGCACAUGAACUUUAAUGGCACCCCAAUCUUAGUCCGUAGACUCUGUAGACGGUUGGCGACUUCUAUGCACUGUGCACAUCAGCUUCGUGGUUGUUUUUGCCCAGUUGCUUCCACUUUGUCAUAAUACCACUAACAGUUGACCGUGGAAUAUUUAAUAGCAAGGAAAUUUCACAGAUGGACUUAUUGCACAGGUGGCAACCUAUCACAGUACCACACUUAAAUUCACUGAGCUCCUGAGAGCAACCCAU
Staurois parvus is the source of this 281-nucleotide messenger RNA. The record is from the annotation of a GenBank genome assembly. Lineage: Eukaryota; Metazoa; Chordata; Amphibia; Anura; Ranidae.